Messenger RNA from Cherax quadricarinatus, 1636 nucleotides. RefSeq lists its product as uncharacterized. The record is from RefSeq and is a predicted model, not a curated record. NCBI's taxonomy places the organism in Eukaryota, Metazoa, Arthropoda, Malacostraca, Decapoda, Parastacidae.
GGGAGAAUAAACCAGUGUUACACAAUCAUGCGUAAGCCUCAAGCUCGCCUCGCCUGUCUAUAACACAGCUCAGGUCUCAGGCAAGUAAGAAUCAUUGUAUUAUCAACACUCUACUUGUCACAACGGCGAGACAAACUCCAACCAUGAACGAGAAUCACAAAGUAUGCAAAGUGUUACAGGUUCUCCUCUUGAUUGUGGUAGCGGGGAUACCUGUGCCGUGUACAGUGGUGGUGUUAGCAGUGCUGGGGUAUAGCAUACCCUGGCAGUUGAUGCUUGCAGUGUGUGUCGUACAGCUUGUCCUGACCACCAUCUUGUUGCUACUCCUCAGGAAAAGUCCAGCAUCACAUUUACCACAACAUGACGUGGGGCAACAGAGUGAAGAUGCUGAGAGUGGAGGUGAUGCUGGUGAGACCAGCGUGACCACUGACGCUCCUCCCAAGUACGAUACAGUGGUGGGGAAACCCCCUCCAUACAGUCACCUCUACACCUCGGCGGAAGCUUGCUACCUGCCCGUGUACCACACUCCUCAGCACACUGAUGGAGACACCACUCUGACCUCAGAAGAAGAGGAGACCACUAGAGACACGGAUCCUCCGCCAUACUCAGAGGUCUCCAAGACCAUCGCGCCGGUUUGAGAGGAAGGGUGGUCCUGGACCUCCAGGAUUGGUCAGGCGCUACCACAGCAUCACAAUGCCAAGUGGUCCGGAGUGGUGUCAGUGUCUCCACAACAGAGGUUGUGUCGUCAGCGGCUGACGCAGCUGAUGCGAAUCAGCUGUUGUCAGCCUGACUACUAUGACUCAGGAAUAUAUCAAAAAUAUUAAAAAAAUACUAUUAUUAAGAACUUAGCAACAAAGACUAGUUUUCUCCCUGAGUGUAUGAAGCAUUCCAAAAGUUUUUAAUAAAUAAAUAUUUAUCACUGUAACUGGGAAUUUUCACUGCUCAAACUGAAGGCAAUAUAUUUUCAUGGAGCCUAUCUAUCAUGAGCCAAAGAUAGAUCAAUGUGUCACACUUGAGGUUGACACACAUCAACUCUUUAUAUCCCUGAGUGUAUUGACAGUUUCUAUAUAUCAAUGUACUUAAAAAAACAAUAAAAAAAAUAAAUUAACUAGUAAGAGACCAUAUUGUGUAUUUCCAGAAAAAAAAAAUUACAUCAGUAGUGGCAUCCUACAUAUCAGUUUUAAUUAAGCUCAGAAUACCUGAAAAUGUAUAUAAAUGUGUAUUGUUAUAUUCUAGUUAAUAUAAACAUCGAUCACAUAAGAGCAACAGUGAAACUAUCAAAUCCGAAGUUAAAAAUGUGUGACGUAUGGGAGUUGAGUUAGCUUUUUGUAUUGUAACAUUAAUGUAAUCAUAACUUUGUAAAUAUGAGGACAUAUAAACUGUUUAGUGUUACUGUGAAUUGACGGAGAAGUUGUUCUUAGAACCAAAGACGUAUUAACUCAGUAUAAUUAUUUUUCUCAUCUAUUACGUAAUUAUAAGCAACUUUAAUGUCUAGUAUUAAACAAUUAUAGUUUUGCUUAAAUGUGUAUUAAACACAUACACACACACACACACACACACACACAUACACACACACACACACACACACACACACACACACACACACACACACACACACACACACACAAACACCCUAUCA